This is a messenger RNA of Exaiptasia diaphana, 2735 nucleotides long. Its product is annotated as endoplasmic reticulum junction formation protein lunapark-B. The coding region runs from base 83 to 1219 and encodes 378 amino acids. Lineage: Eukaryota; Metazoa; Cnidaria; Anthozoa; Actiniaria; Aiptasiidae. Gene Ontology annotation, cellular component: endoplasmic reticulum tubular network. The record is from RefSeq and is a predicted model, not a curated record. The transcript has 12 exons. Gene Ontology annotation, biological process: endoplasmic reticulum tubular network organization.
AGUGGGAAAAAUUCCUCAAAAUUCACAAAAAUUGUCGCAUGCAGAUUUUAGCUUUCAUAUUUUUACUUCAGAAUCUCUCACGAUGGGAUUGAUUUUCUCAAGAUGGAAGAAAAAGAAAACGUCCGAAGAAAUUUUACAAGAACUGCAAAAGGACAUUGAAACAAUAGAAUCAAGCCAGUAUCGUAAUGAGCAUCUUCGUAAGAAGUACAUUGGCAUGCUUCUUCUCUACUCAGUUCUCCUGUACAUAAUAGUUGCGCUAGUGUUUUAUUUCAAGUAUUUUCCAACAAAUUGGAAAGAUAGAGUUGUAAGAACUCUUCCUCUUCUUAUAUUCCCCCUUGUUAUUUAUGGUGUGAAAAGGUUAUUGCACUAUAUUUUUGUAAGCAGAAUGACCAAAAAUGCCAGAAAAUUAGAAGAUCUAAAAGAAAAGAAAAAGUCUGUGCUUGAAGAGGUCAUGGAAAAGGAAACAUAUAAAACAGCCAAAGAACUGCUGGACAAGUACGAUCCUGAUUCAGAAAUUGUUAAGGAUAAUAAGAAAGAAUCAAAUUUGCCAGCAAGUCAGCCUCAAAGUCCUGUAGUUAUGAAUGGCCAUUCUUCUGAGCUGAGAAGGAGAAAUGUUGCUGGAGCUGCCCCAAGUCCAGGAGGAACAUUACAGAAAGCUGUUUCUGUACCAUCAUUAACAGGGUCUCUUCCUCCAAGUCCACAAAGAAGAUUAGACACAGAACUCUCUCCUGGGACUAGUCCUGGUACACCACAGAGAGCUAAUAGUAUGUCCAAUAUCUCUGGACCAACAGUACAACCUAUACCACAAGGGGCAUUUGUAAGACCACCUGGACCACCCAAGCCUAUUUUUCCUGUUCUGCCAAGGGAGCGAUCAACUAUGGACAAGGUUGURGAAUACUUAGUUGGCGAUGGACCAAGUAAUAGGUAUGCAUUGAUUUGUAAACAAUGCCUCUCACACAAUGGCAUGGCUUUGAAAGAAGAAUUUGAAUAUGUYGCAUUCAGRUGCUGCUAUUGUUUCUAUUUCAACCCUGCAAGGAAGCAACGGCCAAUUGCACCRAAGCUAGAAGAUGAUCCUAUGACACCUGGGAGAUCUCGAAAGAAUCCACCAUCGCCUCCAAGACCAACAGGACAAAUAAAACAGGAAAUAAGGGAAAUUACAACUACAGAGGAGGAAGAAGAUGAUGAUGACAACUCAGACGAGGGAGCUCCUACAGAUUGAAGAAGCUUCAACUGUAAAAUAAGAGAUUCAACCAUGGAUACGUUGUACCAUGCUUGAUUGUUAUUUCAGAGUAGCAAAAAGAAACACAUGAAUGUUUCUAAUGACUACAGAUUGGAGAGUAAUGGAACUAUUAAAUUAUGAACACUUUAUUAACAAGACAGAUGUUCUAAAAACAUACAAGGAAAUGUUGAAACAUUGCAAUAUUUUCAAAAUGGUAUGAAUAGGCCCUUUAGCAGCUGGGGGUCACGUGACCACACCUACCUUAAAUCAAUCAGCUAUCAAUAAAUGAUGUUCAGAAAUGGAAAGAGCAGGUUUAUGUUCGUAAAGCAGCAAAUGUAAAAUAUUAUUUUUUUCUAAAGAAAUAUAUGGGAAAAUAGAACUGGAGAGCACUGGAGUGCAAGCCUUGCUCUCCAGUUGUGUUUUUGCAUAUAUGUUUCUUUAGAAAAAAAAUAAUUUUAAAUUUGAUAUCAAUUUUGAAAUAUUUAGUGUUGAGACUUGAAACUUUCUUACUUUKUUGUUCCCAUCUUUUCAUUUCUGAACAUCAUUUUUUGAUAGCUGAUUACUUUAAGGUAGGUGUGGUCACGUGAUCCCCAGCUGCAAAGGGCCUAUUAAGUCAUCCAAAUUGCCCUAUCAUGUGAUAUAUGUCACACCAAAACAUUCAGUUGUUUUAAUGCUAAUGAUUAUGGUCACCAGAGKGGGGCAGGGUGACUGAAUAUCAAAGAAAAUUUACAUAAGCAAUCAUUGGUCCAAAUUUGCACUUCUGAGCGUCUAUUCUCAAUGUAAAAAUGCCAUGUUUUCUUUAUGUGAUAGGGCAAUGCAUGGACGUAUCCAGGAUUUCAUGGGGGGGGGAGGGUCCUUACAUACCAAAUUGUCACUGUGACGUCAAUAUGAUGUCGUGUAAAUCUAUGGUUUUCAYGCUUUUUUGGCUUUUAAAGGGGGGACACGGGCACCCUGUGACCCCCCUGGAUACRUCCCUGCAAUGAACACUGACUAAUGUUUUUUACUAGCAAUAAGGAAAAAUGCUUACUAAGCUCACUUCCUUGAUUUUUUUGCUUAGCAUUUUAAUCUGGAUGGGCUGUGUUUUACAGAUUGGGAAUUUAGAAGCAAAAAUGAAUAAAUUACAUAUUAUUUCAUAUGAAAAAAAACAAGGUCAUACUCACUCAUUAUCAAUAGUUUUAAAAACUUGUCUAUCCAAAGCCUUCAAAUAUGUAAGACACUCUUUGGUAGUGAUUGGUAGCCUUGUUUUGGUAUAAGCCUGAUAGGGUCAUUCAAACUGGAUUAAGGUUCAUGUUAGGGGUUCAGAAAGGGUCAAGGAGUUUGGCGGAGCAUGACUAGAAGAAACUAUAACAUUCCUUCUCUUCCUCACACCCCCACUCCUGCCCACUCCCCUUCCCAAUUUCGGUUUUUUGGAUUGAGUGUGUGAGCAUGCUCAAUUUGCUGCAGUUCUGAUCAAAUCACUUAUUGUUCUCUACAUUAUUUUAAAACAUUAUUAAGGUAAUUAUUUCCUUGAAGAGAA